AUGUCCUCCCUUGGCCAACAACAGCAUCACCCAAAAGAAACUAUGGCCGCGAAGCUGAUCGAUAGACGAUUCCACAAUGUCCCAGGCAAACUCCGGGUGGCCGAGCUGUUCUUCGACGUCCCCGUAGACUACAGCAAACCCAACGAGGGCACACUGAAGCUCUUUGCCCGUAGUGUCAGUCGGCUGAACAAGCCCGUCGAGGCCAAGAAGGAAGAAAAUAAACUUCCCUGGUUGCUUUACCUGCAAGGUGGACCGGGACAUGGAUGCGGUGCCCCGCAGAAUUACGGCUGGAUUGAACCGGUGCUGAACAAGGGGUACCAAAUCCUCUUCCUGGACCAACGGGGGACCGGUCUUAGCUCAACUAUCACGGCGGGUACUCUCGCUCUCCAGGGUGAUGCCAUUAAACAGGCAGAGUAUCUUAAGAACUUCCGCGCGGACAAUAUCGUGCGUGACUGCGAGGCGGUUCGUCAUUGCCUGACGAAAGACUACCCCGCGGACCAGCGCAAAUGGAGUGUCCUCGGCCAAAGUUUUGGUGGCUUCUGCAUCGUGACUUACCUAUCAAAAUUCCCGGAAGGUCUGAAGGAAGCAUUUAUCACUGGCGGACUCGCUCCACUGGUUUCCGGGCCAGAUUCAGUCUACCAGCGAACCUACGAAAAAGUGGAAGAGAGAAACAGGGCGUACUACGCCAAGUACCCUGAAGACGUUGACCGAGUGAAGAAGAUCAUACAAUAUCUGAAGGAGAACACCCCGGCUUUGCCCUCCGGAACACUCACCCCUGCUCGCUUCCAGCAGUUAGGUAUCGUAUUUGGAGUGCAUGGUGGGAUUGGUGCUCUGCAUGAUAUCGUCGUGCGAGCCACCAAUGACCUAGAGAUAUUCGGCUCCCUCACUUACCCGACUCUGUGCACAAUUGACGGCUAUGGUGGCUACGAUAAGACAAUCCUCUAUGCUGUCUUGCAUGAAGCGAUCUAUUGUCAAGGACAAGCAUCGCUUUGGUCUGCGGACCGACAACGGGCCGGCAAUGCACGCUUCCAACUAGACUCGGAGACGCGUGAGAUCUUCUUUACUGGAGAGAUGAUCUACAAAGACAUGUUCGAGUCGUACACCGAACUCAGGCAAGUGCGAGAGGCUGCGGACAUCAUCGCCAGAGUUGACAACUGGCCCGCUCUCUAUGACGAGGCCCAACUUGCUAGGAACGAGGUGCCGGUCUAUGCUGCAACUUAUUUUGAUGACAUGUUCGUCGACUUCGAUCUGGCGACGAACACUGCCGCCCGGAUCAACGGGACCAAGCAGUUCAUCACCAAUACCAUGUACCAUGAUGCCCUGCGCAGUAAGUCUGGCGAGGUGAUCCAGCAGCUCUUUGAUCUGCGGGAUGAUUCGAUAGACUAG
Messenger RNA from Penicillium lagena, 1386 nucleotides. Its product is annotated as proline iminopeptidase. Gene Ontology annotation, biological process: proteolysis. The record is from RefSeq and is a predicted model, not a curated record. Gene Ontology annotation, molecular function: peptidase activity. The transcript has 9 exons. Bases 1 to 1386 code for a protein of 461 amino acids. Lineage: Eukaryota; Fungi; Ascomycota; Eurotiomycetes; Eurotiales; Aspergillaceae.